Chenopodium quinoa (quinoa) is the source of this 548-nucleotide messenger RNA. Its product is annotated as heavy metal-associated isoprenylated plant protein 28-like. The coding region runs from base 71 to 481 and encodes 136 amino acids. The record is from RefSeq and is a predicted model, not a curated record. Gene Ontology annotation, molecular function: metal ion binding. Lineage: Eukaryota; Viridiplantae; Streptophyta; Magnoliopsida; Caryophyllales; Amaranthaceae. The transcript is spliced from 3 exons.
AUAUGCUCUACUUCAAUAACUUGCUUCUCAAAAAUCAUACUUCGUGCUUGAGUUUGGUCAGCGUGUAAAAAUGUCAUCGAUUGUGGAGUUCCGUGUUGGUAUUGAUUGCACAGGAUGCGAGAACAAAGUGAGGAAAGCUCUCCUUAAGUUGGAUGGAGUUAACGAUGUUGAAAUCGACAUACCUAUGCAAAAAGUGACCGUAACAGGGUGGGCUGAACAAAAGAAAAUACAUAAAGCGAUCAUGAAAACAGGACUUAGAGUUGAACCAUGGAAAAUGCCUUAUAAUCCUCAAUUUCAAGAUUUUAAUGAGUUCUAUGAACAACACAGGUCCUUCAUUUACCGGCCGAAUCCUACCUCACACCACAAGAAUGGUAACAUCGUCCAUGAACGUACUUCUGAUCCUCUUCCUUUAGUCGAUAAUGGCGAUGAUGCAUUCAUUAUGUUCAAUGAUGAUAAUCCUAGCGGAUGUUCAGUGAUGUAGUACAGAUUAUCCGAAGGGUGUAAUGUUGUUCAAUAUAUGAAAACAUCAAAGAAUAAGUCUCAUUUAU